AUGACACCACCUCCACCUCCACCUCCACAACCACCUCCACCUCCACCUCUAGAUCCAACUCUACCACCUCCAACAUCGCCUCCACCACCGCCUCCUCCUCAACCUCAGCCAACUCCUCCUCAACCAUCCCCACCACCACCACUACCACAACCACCACAUCCACCUUCAUCAUCACUAUCACCACCACCACCAUCUCCGCCACCACCUUUUUCACCACCACCUUCACCUUCAUCUCUUUCACCACUACCACUACCACCAUAA
This is a messenger RNA of Prunus armeniaca (apricot), 261 nucleotides long. The record is from the annotation of a GenBank genome assembly. NCBI's taxonomy places the organism in Eukaryota, Viridiplantae, Streptophyta, Magnoliopsida, Rosales, Rosaceae.